Maylandia zebra (zebra mbuna) is the source of this 1658-nucleotide messenger RNA. The record is from RefSeq and is a predicted model, not a curated record. Lineage: Eukaryota; Metazoa; Chordata; Actinopteri; Cichliformes; Cichlidae.
GCAGAUGUAGUGAAUCUGAUGGUGGAUGAACUUGGUCAUCAGUCUGUGGAGGUGACCAGAGAAGUUUUCAUGCACAUGAACAGAACUGAUCUGGUGCAGAAGUUACCAGAGAGCAGCUCAGCAUCCAGAGAGAAACACUCUGUGGAUGAACAUGGAGCUGCACUGUGGAAGAGAGUAAAAGAACAGGAAGCUGUCAGACAGAUUCUCUUGGAAACACUGAAUGAAUUCAGUCAAAAGGAUCUAAAGAAAUUCAAGCAGUUGCUGCCGUUCACGUGCUUUAAGAUGAGCCUGCCACAAAUGGUGAGGUACUGGUAUACAAACAGGACAGAAGACCUUGUGAAUCUGAUGGUGGAUAAACUUGGUCAUCAGUCUGUGGAGGCGACCAUGGAGGUUUCAACAGACAUGAACAGACCUGAUCUGAUGCUGAGGCUGUCAGCGAGCAGCUCAGGACGAAAAACUGAAAGAAGUUCAGAGCUUGAAGGUUGUCAGAGCCUGACGCAGGGCUGCAGUGAUUGGACUAAACUUGAACCUGAGGUGAACAGUACAGAUGCAGACGAGGCUCCAACUUACAGCCUUCAGUCUGCAGCAGGACACUUUGAAUGCAGAGUCUCGGGCUUGCGCUGGGUCUGUAAGGGAAAGACCAGCUUUCAGUACCAGUUUAGAUCUUGGGAGGGACACAUGGAGAGGAUGGAGAGCAGACAAUACAUGCCUGCAGGUCCUCUGAUGGACGUCACAGUCACUGCUGGGAAGUUAAAUGAAGUUCACCUGCCACACUGGAUCUGCAUCGAUGACAUCCCUGACAUAUUGGACACGUUUGCAGUCCUUCACAUAGAUGACUGUGGAGAUGUUGUGGAAAAAGUGUCUGAGGUCACACCAACACAUGUCAAGUUAACUGAACCGAUUUUCUCUCCGAGAGCGGUCCUGAUGAAACUCGGCAUUCCUGUGAAAAUCGGCUGCAACGUGUUGAUCUAUCAGACCAACACAGCUUUCCUCACACUGCAUGUUUAUCUGAUCCCACGUGAUCCUGGGCUACAGCAGGUAAUAAAGCAGAGGGAAGUGCCCCAUGGAUACAGAGCUAUCCUGAAGCCAGAUCCAGAGAAGUCCUUGAAAAUUCUUGAUCGUUUCACACUAACAGCAGAUGUGGAUGGUGCAGAAAUCUGUCCUGAAGAUUUAAAGCUCAGAUAUCCAAGUGGAAAGCCAAAUUUCUUUGAAGUUUACACUGAAAGUCCAGAUGGAAACUUCCGCCUUAAACUCACAUCAAAAAAAGAUCUUCAGCCAGUAUGGACCUGUACAGUUCGAAAAGCCGAAUACCAAAGCACUGAUCAAGCACAAGCUGCAGGAUCCUCAGUGGGAGCAGCUGCUGUCAGCUCUCAGUCGGCUGGAAAGCAUUUUGUGGACAAACACAGAGUCCAGCUGAUCCAGAGAGUGAGCAACAUCGCACCCAUUUUGGAUGAGCUCCAAGACAAGGGAGUUAUCGACCAAGAACAAUAUGACAAAAUUAGAGCUCUGCCUACCUCUCAGGACAAGAUGAGGGAGCUCUACAGUGGUCCCCUGAAAGCCAGUGCAGCCUGCAAAGACAUCUUCUAUGAAAGCCUUUUGGCAAAUGAGAAAUUUCUCGUUGAAGACCUUUCAAAGAAGUAAAUGUGUUGGGAAAAAAA